AUGGAAUAUAGUGUGGCAAAAGAUGCAAUCUUCUGUUUGAAUUGUUAUCUUUUCAAACCCGAUUAUGGUGACCAAACAGGUGGUGAAGUUUUUGUGAAUAAGAGAUAUAAUAAUUGGAAAGAUAAAGCAAAAGUCAAAAAACAUGUUGGUGAUCAUUCUAGUACUCAUAACCAAUGUCAUGCCAAGUGUGUUGAUUUGAUGAACCAAAGGCAACACAUCGAUGUAAAUCUUGAUUGCGUGUUGAAAAAGGGCAAAUCGGAUUAUCGUAUUCACUUGAAUGCAUCAAUUGAUUGCAUUAUAUUUCUUUUACAUCAGGGAUUAGCAUUUCGUGGUCAUGACGAGUCGGUUGAAUCUAAAGAUCAAGAAAUUGUGAGAGAUAAACAACCAUUUUCUUUACUAGUUGAUGAAUCUCGUGAUGUGGCAAUGAAAGAACAAAUGACUAUUGUUUUUCACUAUGUGGACAAAAUGGGUUGUGUUAUCAAACUUUUUAUUGGGAUUGUGCAUGUUAAGAAUACUUCUGCAAAGUCUUUGAAAACUGCAAUAGAUGCCUUUUUUGUGAAGUAUGGAUUGAGUUUGACAAGUUUACGGGGCCAAGGUUAUGAUGGAGCAAGCAAUAUGAGGGGUGAGUUCAAUGGUUUGAAGACUUUAAUAUUGAGAGAAAAUAAAUUUGCUUUCUACAUUCAUUGUUUCUCUCAUCAACUCCAAUUGGCGCUAGUCAAAGUUGUAAGUAAACAUUCAGCAUUGGGUGAAUUUUUUCAAACUCUUUCUAUGUUAUCAAACACUGUGGCAGCAUCUUGCAAGCGCAGAGAUCUUCUACGUGACAAUCAGUAUGAAUAUGUGAUAUCUUUGAUUUCUAAUGGUGAUAUUCAGACGGGACGCGGUUUGAAUCAAGAAUGUACUAUUAAACGACCAGGAGAUACACGUUGGGGUUCACACAUAGGGACAAUUCAUAGUGUCAUAAACUUAUUUUCUUCUGUUGUUGGUGUGCUCAGAGUGAUUGAGAUUGAAGGAGAUGAUUGGCAAAACAAAAGUCAAGCAAGGAGUUUAUUACGAAUCAUGGAGAAUUUUGAAUUCGUCUUUUUGUUAUUCUUGAUGAAGAAAGUAUUGGGAAUCACAUAUGAACUGUCACAAGCAUUACAAAGAAAAGAUCAAGAUCUCCUUAAUGCCAUGCAGUUUGUACAAAUUUCGAAGCGUCGGUUGCAUAAAUUGAGAAAUGAAGACACUUGCUUCGACAUAUUGUUGAAAGAAGCUUAUGAUCUGUGUAAAGAUAAUGACAUACCAAUCCCGGAGAACAUGGAAGAUAAUUUUGGGAGGACAAAACGAGGGAUUGCGCCAAUUACGAAUAAACAUCAUUUUAAGGUGGAAUUGAUGUACACAGUUUUAAAUAACAUUCAAUAA
Pistacia vera is the source of this 1398-nucleotide messenger RNA. Its product is annotated as zinc finger MYM-type protein 1-like. The record is from RefSeq and is a predicted model, not a curated record. The coding region runs from base 1 to 1398 and encodes 465 amino acids. The transcript is spliced from 2 exons. Lineage: Eukaryota; Viridiplantae; Streptophyta; Magnoliopsida; Sapindales; Anacardiaceae.